Messenger RNA from Phragmites australis (common reed), 783 nucleotides. RefSeq lists its product as uncharacterized. NCBI's taxonomy places the organism in Eukaryota, Viridiplantae, Streptophyta, Magnoliopsida, Poales, Poaceae. Bases 1 to 783 code for a protein of 260 amino acids. The transcript has 4 exons. The record is from RefSeq and is a predicted model, not a curated record.
AUGAGGUUGUCCAUGUUCAAUGAGUUUACCAAACUCAAGUUUCUUGCAGUUGCGGAAACAAGAUUUGCUAGUGUCAUUGUCAUGUUGAAGAGGUUCUUGCUUCUCAAGGAAGCAUUGGUGCUCAUGGUUGUUGGUGACAAGUGGAUGGCUUAUAGGGAGGACGAUCCAACCAAAACUCAAGCGGUGAAGGAAAAGAUUCUCAAUGAUAUAUGGUGGGAUCAAGUUCAAUACAUUGUUGAUUUCACCGAUCCCAUUUAUUCAAUGCUACGGGCAGCUGACACGGACAAGCCAUGUCUCCAUUUGGUCUAUGAGAUGUGGGACUCUAUGAUAGAGAAGGUGAGAGUUUGUAUCUAUCGGAAGGAGGGAAUUGUGGAUGGUGGUACAAGUGUCUUUUUUGAUGUUGUUCAAAGCAUUUUACUAUCUAGGUGGGGCAAGAGUAAUACUCCUCUCCAGUGUUUGGCACACUCACUAAAUCCAAGAUACUAUAAUCCAGCUUGGCUUAAUGAAGUAUCUGGUCGUGUCAGCCCAAAUAAUGAUGUUGAAAUUAAUACUGAGAGGAACAAAUAUUUUAGAAAGUUCUUUCCGGAUCCAGAUGACUUAAGGAAAAUCAAGACACAAUUUGCUGAUUCUCAGAAGUCCAAUGAUUAUCAAAGUGGACCAAGCCGAAUGUGGGAUGUCAGGGGAGAUGGCACCGAGAGCUUUGUUGGUGUUGGCUUUUUAGAAGGUGCUGAUCUGACACUUGAUGAGCUAGAAUUUGAGGAGAUAUUAGGAGAGAAAGAUUGA